AAUAUAUCUGUCAUUGAGAGAUAGACCGGCCGGCGAGACUAGACAACAGAAAAAUCUCCGGAUACAGUUCGCAUGAUCGACUCCUCGACUCCUUCAGAACAGUACUCGUUGAAACUUCAGCACCUUACAGCGGACACGAGGAGAGAUCCUUCAUGUGCUCCGGACGCGGUAAUCUGACGGAGAUCCUCUUUUUAUUACACUCUACUCUACUCCAGCAACACGCUGCCUACUUAUUCAAUCAUGAUCAUUCUUCAGCCCCACGUUUACAACCUGGAAGCCAACUAAAAACAUCGUACACCUCAAAGAAGCCAAAAAUUCCCUGGCGCCGCCGAAGCAGGCCAGGAGCGGUCAAAGGUUUAGUUUUCAACCAGCGAAAACAAGCUCUCGGAUUACAUCCUCACUGAGACUUGUACUGCCCUUGAACUAAGAUGGAGAAGAAAGAGAGGGGUGCGGGGAGGAGAGGGGGGUUUUAUAGGUAUUGUGAG
Molecule: messenger RNA, 485 nt
Organism: Tricharina praecox
Lineage: Eukaryota; Fungi; Ascomycota; Pezizomycetes; Pezizales; Pyronemataceae
Exons: 1
Coding region: 153-404 (83 amino acids)
Source: RefSeq, a predicted model, not a curated record